Molecule: messenger RNA, 354 nt
Organism: Pestalotiopsis fici W106-1
Lineage: Eukaryota; Fungi; Ascomycota; Sordariomycetes; Amphisphaeriales; Sporocadaceae
Exons: 1
Coding region: 1-354 (117 amino acids)
Source: RefSeq, a predicted model, not a curated record
AUGCGCCAAACACAGAACGAGUACGAGACAUUGGACAACAAGUGCAAAACGAUUGCAAGCGAAGCAAAUAACGCCAAUCAGCUUGCCAAAAACCUGCAAAACCGAAUCGACGAAUUCGAGAAUGAUUUCGAGAAGUUGCUAAAUGAGAACGAGAAUUUGAUCCGCAUGGCAGCCUCCAAUGGGAAGGUGGCAAGUUCCACUAGCACUUUGGAAGAGCUGGUUGAGCAGCUGAACAAUCUGGUGGAUGAGAAAGAUGUGUUGAUUGAUGACUUUAGAGAUAGCAAAGGGGACCUGAAGAUUGAGAUCAAUAGGAAAACUCUGGGACGAGCUCGUAAAGCUCAAGAAGUCGAAUGA